CGAACGAAUCCACUUUCCUGUACGUUUUUGGGCUGGUGAUAAUUACCUUUCCAUCAAUGGUCCUAUUUCAGAGUCUAUAUAUAUCAAAUUGUGGCAAGAGCAUCUCACAUUCUCACAUUAUGGAAGUAACUUCUCGAGCUCUUCCUAAUACCAUAAGAUUCGUUGGUUUACUUGGUAGUCAUGCUUUAGGUAGCAAUCCAAAGUUCAUGGCUACAUCGGUUGAUCUAGGACGAGAAUUGGUAAGGCGAAAAAUCAGGCUUACCUACGGAGGAGGCAAUGUUGGCCUUCAAGGAGCUGUAGCUUCAACAGUCUAUAACAAUGGUGGUAGAGUUAGAGGUUUCAUACCAGGGUAUAUAGCGACACGAGGGGUCUAUGGACCAACAUAUGGUGCAGAGUACACCGUCUCUAGCAAUUACUAUAAGUAUUUCGAGAUGAAUCAUAUUGUGGAAGCCUUCAUUGUACUUCCUGGAGGAAUUGACACUAUGGAAGGUUUAUUCACUUUGAUCUCAUGGGCAUCCGAAGGGUUACACAGUAAACCCAUUGGUCUUUUGAACAUUGACGGUUAUUUCAAUAACCAAAUCAAGUUUCUAGAUGAUGCGGUGAGGCAGAACUUCAUGGCUUUGAAUCAGAGGAAACUAUUCAUUUCUUCUUUCUUUGUUGAUGAGCUUUUGGACAAGCUAGAGUUGGCUAAGUCAUUCCCAGGUGCUAGUUAUGACGAGUUUACAAAUCCUGGAAGAGAUGUCGCGGAGGAUGCGGAUGCAGGACUUUGAAAAUACUGACUUAAUGAUCCGAAAAUCGUUUUGCUCUGAUACCAAAAUGUAACACCCCAAUCCGUAUAACCCGGAAUUAUACGAAUUAUGACUCUGGAUCGCGACCCAUUUAAAAAUAUUUUUAGAGCAAUGCGGAAGUACAAUAAUAACCAAAUCAUGACAUAUUUUAAAAUAUGUUGAUCAAACAUUUGCCUGCUAUCCUUGCAUCUCCUCUGACUCAAUGCCCUCCGGGAAUGGUUCCAUCAUUGUCUUCUUGUUACCUACGUGUAGUCAACGAAAAAAAAUACAAACUACACGCUCAGCGAAACCGCUGAGUGGUACCACGCUAGAAUUUGUAGAAUGAUUCACAGACGUAUACAUAUACAUAUAUAUACGUCCACAAAUGUAUAAUAAUAUUCAUGAUAUGGCACAUUAUAUCAUAUGGUCAAUUUGAUGAUUCAUGAUGAUAAAUUUUUGAUGAUAAUUACAUGAUGGCACAUUUAAUCAAUUUGCUUGUGAGGAUGAUUACAUGAUACUCAUAUAAUCCAUAUAUACUUGUUCUUGAUGAUGAUUACAUGACAUCUAUGUAAUUGAUGUACUUGAUGAUGAUAACAUGAUGCGUAAUUGAUGUCACACAUAGUCAUGAUGAUUUUACUUGAUGAUGACUUCAUGCUGUAUGAUUCUAAGUCGCAAGGACGAGCCUUGAACUAUGAGAUUCGCCCAUUUGGUACGACGAACUCACGCAGAAAUAGGGGUGGUACUCGAAAAUCUAAGUACCAUGUACGUACACUAAGCCCGGUCCGUGAUGUCGGACUGCUAAGUCCCGCACAAUCACAACUACAAGAGACGCACUUCAGCCUGAUCUCUUGCGCAUGCACAUGAUGUGAUAUGUUUCAAUAUGAAUGAUGAAAUGAAUCACAUGAUAUGAA
Messenger RNA from Cuscuta campestris, 1678 nucleotides. The record is from the annotation of a GenBank genome assembly. Lineage: Eukaryota; Viridiplantae; Streptophyta; Magnoliopsida; Solanales; Convolvulaceae.